UUCCCCUCGGGUGGUGUACGUGUGUAGUGUAGUGUGUGUAUGUGUGUGUGUGUGUGUGGAUUGACACUUUGACAGAUCAGUGUCAGCUCGUGUAGUUAUGGGAGUUGAUCUGCAGCGAUGUUAGACAACACAGAGCUUUUGACUUUCAUCAAAACGUCUGCGCUUUUUACGCGAUGGAGUUUGGAGCGGAGAGAGGCGACGGGAGCCACCGCGCGCUUUGGACACCGAGGAUGUGUGUGUAAACGUGGACAGACUGGGGUCAAUCAUGGAGCCUGAGCUGAACUGCAGCUCCCACUGUGAUUCCCCUCUUUGCUUCAUCCACUCAGGAGUCAACAGGCAGGAGGGCCUCGAAGUGCUGCAGAGGCUAUGCACUGUCAGCAUGAUGGCAGUGGAGCUCCCAAGGCGUUCACUCUCCCCAGUGCUAAGAGCUGUGGUGUGGACGCUGCUCUGUGGUGGCAUCCUGCUGGCCUUCUGCUUCCUCCUCUUCACCCUGCGCUUCAAAAACAACAGGAUAGUGAAGAUGUCCAGUCCAAAUCUGAAUGUCCUGACUCUCUUAGGAAGUUUCCUCACUUACAGCAGUGGCUUCUUGUUCGCUGUUGACGAACGACUGCACUCGCAAGGUGGAACAUCGACGGCCGUGCUACAAGCUCGCAUGUGGACUCUGUGUGUCGGCAGUACCCUGGUGUUUGGCCCAAUUUUGGGGAAGACGUGGAGACUGUACAGAGUGUUCACUCAGCGACUGCCUGACAAGAGAGUGAUAAUCCGAGACAUACAGCUGAUGGGCAUGGUGGCUUUGCUGAUCCUGGUCGACCUGCUGGUUCUCACCAUCUGGAACCUCACAGACCCGAUCAGGUGUUCCAGAUCUGUCGGGGCUGUUGUCAAGGUAGCAGACAGAGGCAUCUUCUACUCUUUGUCACAGAUGGACUCUUGUUCUUCUGGAUACUCUUAUCUGUGGGCGAUCAUUAUUGCUGUUCAGAAGGGAAGUCUUCUCCUCUAUGGCACUUAUCUGGCAGGGCUGACCAGCAACGUCAGCCACCCUCCGGUCAACCAGUCCCCCACCAUCAUAACAGCCGUUACUCUGGUCACCCUCUCCUCAGCUGUGGUCGUCCCGGUGUCCAUCUUCUUGCCGGCCUGGCCCAACCUGGUCUACAGCACUGUGGCUGGAGCCAUCUUCAUCUGCACAUCGGCGACUAACUGUAUGCUGUUUGUGCCUCAGCUGACCCAGUGGCGGCAAUUUGAAGAAGAUCAGAAUAACCCGGGUCAGAUGGCUAAGUAUUUCAGCAGCCCCAGCAAGAGCCAGCCAUCUGUGUACAGCCAGGAUGAGAUCUACUACCUGCUGGGGGAGAACAACUCCAUGAAAAAGCUCCUUAAUGAGAAAAACGCUGUGAUCGACAGUCUCCAGGAGCAGGUGAACAACGCCAAGGAUAAACUCCUGCGGCUCAUGUCAGCCAGCCAGCCCCGCGAGGACCAGGACAUGGACUCGUCCACCACCAACCUCAACUCCUCCUCGACUCAAACCACAGAGCUCCAGUCUGACGGCCCUUCUUCUUCUUCUCUACCUCAAAGAGACCAUGAAUUACAACUCUCCCGUCCUCACUGCGCCGCUGCUGCCGUUGUGUCACCUCCUGAGCGUCCCACUGCUUCGUCCCCUCUCCCUGCUGAUGUGCGUGUGGGUGUAAAUCAAAAGAGUGUGUCAAUCCCUGGCACCACACACUCGAGCAAAGCUGGAUCCAGAAUUGUGGACGAUCUCAAACAGCCUGUGUCAGUCCCGUCCUCUGGAUUACUCAGGACAACAGAGGAGACGGUUAACUUUGUCAAUUCCCUACAGUUCCGUAGAGGGUUAAACCCCUUUCAGGUGGAAACGUUUGGCAAUCACAGUGGCCUAACACCUCAGCUGAGACCGACCGGCUUUGUUAGCAGUGAGCAGCUGCAGGAAAUCCUCCAGGAGCUUAGUUUGGACACAGUCAUAGAAAGUGCGCUUCGCUCUCCUGCUCAUACACAGAUAAAAUUCACAGAACCCUCCCCUCUCUCCUUGCGGACGCCACGCUCCCCUCAUCCACCCGUUCUCUUUCGUCACCCCAGCAUUUCCCCAUAUGCAAUGAGGAAACGCCGGCCACCGUUCAGUUCGUCCAGAAGAGUUUUGACCUCUCCGUGCUUCUACACGGGAUGUGACAAAAUCAAAGAAACCUGUGAAAACCAAAAUCCAGGCAAGAACCUCGAUGGGGUCACUGGUGAUGGUACCCUUCUCCAGAAUCACCGCAGUGACCUAGAGCUAGAUGAGGAGGAGGAGGAGGAGGUGGAGGAGGAGGAAUCAGAAAGGCAUGGAGUAGUAAGAAAACGUCAGAGGUGUGUUUCAAAAUCUCACAGAUGUUCAGCAGUGCGCUGUGCAGAACACGAUCACGCAGCUCCGUGUGAUGUGGAGGCAGCUGGUGAUAAGGAGCAGCACCGCAGACACAUGAGAGACUCCUGUGGGUACUGGGACUCUGAUUCUAGCAGCUCUACAGACUAUUGUUACUACCACCGUCCCUACUGUGACUCCUGUCUGCAGCGGGGCUCGCUGUUCUCCUCCGACAGCUCCUCGGACUCCUCCGACGGCGAGUACGAAGGCUACACCAGCCUCUACCGCUCCUCACACCCUGUGGUGUUUAAAGAAGACAUCAAACCCACCUUUGUGUGAACAUAGGUUUUACUGCACUUUAAUUCAAUGUCCUAAAAACUCAACGCUAUCUUUGUGGAGUGACACAUUUAGAUGGGAAUAUGGUGCGUUUGCAUCGCUUUCAAUAGGAAUGUUUGGUGCAUUCUGUAUGAAGAGAGGGCUUGUGUACUUAAUUUGUUGUAAACCUCGCCGUUAACUUUUUUAAUAUUAGUUAUGUCCUUAUUUUGUGUAUUUCUGCUGUCAGAUGAAGGUUUUGAAAGAAACAGUAUACUAGCUAUAAUACUGACCAUAUUUAUUUUAAUAUUUAUUAGUACAUUUACAGAAUAACUCUCUGUCUUACUUUAAAAAAAAAAGUUUUACAUGGUCAAACAUUACUGAGAAUGUUUUGUGGAAUUGGCUUCAGUUGUCAAAUGCCUACAAUGUCUAUACAACAUGUCACAUGCUUCUCGUCUACAGCUGAUUUACAUGAGACACCACACACUGCUACUUCUCUUAAUUAUUUUUAAAUGAUUAUUGUUACUAUCCAUAUACAUUCAGAAGUCCCAGUUUUGUGAAUAUGUCAUGUGUGAGUGUGUGACAAAACGCUUUUUUUCCUCUACACCAUGAGCUCUACACCAUUUCAUGCUCAUUCUGCAUCUUAAAUACUAAAAGGUUUAUAAAAUGCUGACACUUGAUACAGGUCUGGAUGAACCUGCAGGUCAUAAGGGCAGAAACCUUUACUU
Messenger RNA from Solea solea (common sole), 3378 nucleotides. RefSeq names its product G protein-coupled receptor 156 (gene gpr156). Gene Ontology annotation, biological process: G protein-coupled receptor signaling pathway; gamma-aminobutyric acid signaling pathway. The record is from RefSeq and is a predicted model, not a curated record. Gene Ontology annotation, molecular function: G protein-coupled GABA receptor activity. Gene Ontology annotation, cellular component: G protein-coupled receptor heterodimeric complex; membrane. NCBI's taxonomy places the organism in Eukaryota, Metazoa, Chordata, Actinopteri, Pleuronectiformes, Soleidae. The coding region runs from base 266 to 2677 and encodes 803 amino acids. The transcript is spliced from 10 exons.